AUGACACCCCGCCCGCGACUCGGCUCGGCAGUGGCCACGAAUGUCCCUCCGCUCAGUGAAGGCGGUGUCGACAUGUCGGAUCCGAACAGCAUUUCCCAGUUCAUGCUCGAGUGCAAUGAACAAAUACGCCACCACGUGCAAAGUGCUGUGGAAUAUGAGACCAAGCUAAAGCGCUAUGAACUUGAGCUACAGAGCUUGAACAGUGGUGGUGGUGCGAUUGGAGGUCAAGGGGUCAAGGUCAGACUGGUUAUCGGAAAACUCACUCACGACUUACUCAAAACUCAUACACAACUUAUUCACGGUUUCAACUCACUCACAAGAAUGGCAGGCCAAGUAAAGGCUAAGGAUAAGUCUGAUGACUAUCACUUCGAUUCAGAGUCUGAAGCUGAUGAUAUUUUAUUUACAGGAGUUUGUAGAUCCGAACGAGCACGGCAACUUCUCCGUCUUAUCGACCAUCUCGAACAAGCAGACAGUUCAGGACAUGCUGAGGUUAUCAGCAAGUUGAAGGAGAAGAAGGUGCAAAUCGCCUGGAUUCUUGGGUUGUCGAUGGAAACGCCCGAGACCAACAAAGAGGAACGGUGGCUCAAGUCUUGGGACGGGCGUGAGGGCAAUGUUAUUGCGUGGAUCACUAACAACAUCGCAAACUGGAGUGAGACCAUGGGAGAAGGGGAGAAGAAGAGAUUGACAGAUGAGGGCAAUUAUUUGAUGGAGGAGUGUUCUAAAGAUGCUCUCAAGUUGGCAAAAGAGCGUAAGAUGGCUCACCUUGAAGAUGCUACUGAGACGGUUGAUGCGGCAUCUGGUCAAACGACCGAGGUGAACGAUCUUUCGCAGGCUAACAAGGUUUCCAAGCGUCGCACUAUCAAGACUGAACCCUCACAGCCCGUUGCACAGACAGGUCGUCCAGAGCACAUUGCCGGUACUCAUGCAAACUCGAAACGCAAGAAUAAGCCAACGACUUCUCUCAAUCAACAGGAUCAUGAACUCCCACCGACCACAGAAGUCUCCAAGACGAAUGAACCCUGGCAUGUUAGACAGAAACGUCUCGACCCAGUGGGCUAUCGCCGUCUUGAAAGAGCUUGGAAUAGUUUUCGAGACUAUCUCAAACGUCAGAAUAUGCUAAUGUCUUCUCUCAAUCAACAGGAUGACCAACAUUCGCCGCCCUCAAAUUUAACCCACCAAGCUGGGGAACAAAUCACUCAACAACACGUACAUUCAAACCCGGCCCUGGACGACGAUAGGUGGAAGCCCCCAACCCAUUUCGGAGAUUGGUACCACCAGCGCCACGCGAUUCGUCGGCGAGAUGAGCGCAUCGUUCGACAACGGGGAUAUGGCAUAAAGUGGAGUGGUGAGAAGGCUCAUCUAUUUCCGCUGGAUAAGGUAGUGAGACGGGCUGAUGAGGAGAAGGCGAAGACUAUGGGGAAGAAAGUAAGGUGGGAGUUGGAUGGGGCUAAGUUUGAGUGA
This is a messenger RNA of Fusarium subglutinans, 1461 nucleotides long. RefSeq lists its product as uncharacterized. Lineage: Eukaryota; Fungi; Ascomycota; Sordariomycetes; Hypocreales; Nectriaceae. Bases 1 to 1461 code for a protein of 486 amino acids. The transcript has 2 exons. The record is from RefSeq and is a predicted model, not a curated record.